Molecule: messenger RNA, 2700 nt
Organism: Botrytis sinoallii
Lineage: Eukaryota; Fungi; Ascomycota; Leotiomycetes; Helotiales; Sclerotiniaceae
Exons: 3
Coding region: 1-2700 (899 amino acids)
Molecular function (GO): protein binding
Source: RefSeq, a predicted model, not a curated record
AUGGGUCCCACUGGUCCUCCCCUUGGAGCAGCAAUAAUGUCAUCAGGUCGACCGAAAUUCGAAAAUGGCAUGCCAGUUCCAGGCCCGGGUCCUAGACCACAGAAUCUAAGCGCAUCUCGACGUGGUCUUCCCCUUCGUCAUGCUCAGUCGAACUCUUCUCUAUCUUCCAAAGUCCCGCCAUCGCAAGGGCAGGUUGUCGCCUUAGUACGGGAAUCUAUGAAUAAGGCUUUGGAGGAAAACAUAGUGAAAGCUGCAGAGUCGAGCGCUGUCAGCAACGAGCUGAUGCCAGGAGUCACGAUCGAUUUGAGCCAUAGACGUAUACAAAGAUUUCCAGAAGAGGUUGUCGACAUCAUAAAAGUCGAACUCAUAUGCCAGUUAAACUUCCUCGAAAUUCUCGACCUUGGACGAAAUAAACUACGGACGUUGCCACCAGGCAUUAUAAAUUUGACAUCAUUGAAGGUUUUGUCCGUUCAAAGGAACAGGAUUGAGGAACUUCCUUUAUGCGUGGCAGAUAUGACAUCUCUUCAAAUCCUGAAAUUGGAUGGGAAUCCCCUGAGAUUUCCACCAAAAGAGAUCCUUCAGGCGCAAGCUUUGAACUCCCCUAGCGGCGGUCCCCUCCAAGAAGGUGAGAUAGAUGAUCUUGCUGUCACAGCACAGAUCAAAAGAUUCUUGAGGUCCAAAGCCAUGGGUCGACUCGAAACCGAAUCUGGCGGAGAAGAAUCGAGCGAGGGUACCGAGACUCCACGGCCUACGAUGAAGCGUGUUGUGAGUGGUCGCUUCCCCAUAAAGGUCGACGGCGUUCCCCCAUCGCCAGCUCAACCUCGACCACCACCUAUACCUUCUAGAUCACACCAAAGAGGCUUCUCGCAACAAAACGCAGCGCUUCGGCGACCUGGCGUAAUGCCUCUCACAAUCGGAAGCACAAACGAAAGGGUUCGCAGUAACAGCGAGAGCCUUUUGCAGGCUAAUCGUGAUCGACCGGACCGCUCUUCAACGGAUCGCUCGCGACGAAUGGGUAUCGUUUCAAGGAAGGCGGCGGAGUUAGGGACGGUCGACGAGACGAACAAAUCGAAUCGUUACAGUCUCCACAACAGGGGCCUCAGUCAUGGAUCUGCAAUGCAGAGUAAUGGUACUGGGUCUAAUGGCAAUACGAUUAGCCCAGCAAGCCCGGCAGAUUCGGCGGGGCAGAGAGCUACCUACGUCCGCCGCUUAUCAAGCUUACCGGAACGCAAACGAGAAUCUACUUCCCCAGAUCCUAUUAUUGAAGGGGCUAAAGGUGUACUGUACGCUUUGUUUCAAGUCCAUCCUCUUAUUGAAACCUUGAUUGGCCUGGUUCGGAAUCCUGGCGAGAAGAAGUCAACUUUGGAGAGGGUAUUUUACAAUGCCAAAACACAUGUGGAAGAGCUAGAUCAGGAUGUUCAACGUUAUGAUUCUUACUCGGAGGAAGACGAGGAAGCUUCUCCUCGAUCCAACGAAAACGUGAAACGUGCCUGUUUGACUUGUGUUGGUGCAUACAUUCACGUAUGUGCCCAAUUAUCACAAAAUGUCGAGAUUCUUCUUAUCAAUGGCGAUCCUCGAUACAUUCGGACCCUACUACUUCAAUUGUACGGAAGCGUAGCAGAAGUACGGAAUGCUGGCGCGAGCUUGUUUCCCCCUGGACAAAGCCGAUCUGGUAGACGCCUAGGAAGUAACCACGAGGUAGGAUAUCCAAUCCGAGACAAGUCAGUUACUCCGACACGAGAGAGGCCUGGUACGAACUUUAGAUCGAGAAGUGCGACUGUAAUUCAACAUUCAAAUAAUCUACGAGUAGCGAUAGAUGCCCCCCCACCAUUUGUCAGUGGAAAUGGGCGUUCCGCAACUAUGACAAGCGCUACUCCACGCUCUGGAGAAUCAUUUGGUUCAACAGGCACUAGUGGACGUCUAGUGGGAGACUUUACUGAGGAGGAUAAAAUCUUUGAGAAGAUAUUUCUUCGUCUACAGCAGACAUCAGAAAUGGCCCUCAAAACUCUUCCAAAUGUUAACGCCCAUUUUCUCGGAUCGAUGCAAAAAAGUGCAAUAUCAAGUAAUGCAGACCACGGUAAACAGUAUUGGCAAGUAUUAAUACACAAAUGCACGCACGCGUUACACAUAGCGGAUGCGCUUAAAUCUCGUCUAUCACAAAUUAAAUUGAAGGAUCCUGACAUCAGAGAACAAAAGGGUUUCUGGGAGAUAUGUUGGGCGAUGGUAGAUUCAUAUCUAGACUUAGUUACCAAGGUCAGGGAAGUUAAAGGCGUUAUCAGCUUCAUCCCGUCUGAAAUUAUUGUUCUUCUCAGACCUCUUCAAAAGGCCAUCAAAGAAACAGGUUCAAUGAUUACAGCAUCACCGUGGGGCUUCUUGGCCAACAGGCAAGCAAAUGGUGGUUCGAAUGGCUCCUAUACAACGCAAUCGCCUGCCUCUCAAGUCCCCUUGCCGAUGACUCCUCAGAGUGCAGCAUUAGGACCAGCGGUUCAGGCAACUGUUCCAUCUACUCCACAGAGUGUUUCUUUUGGUGCCAUGUUUAAUGGCAAUGUUUAUGAGCGCGCAGAUACUUACUUGUCGAAUGGAUCAAGAACCGGUACCAUGUCUUCUCAGUUGGGUGUUAAUGAUGGACCGACUAUUAUGUUAAGCCCGUCGCAUUACAUGAAUAAUCGGUUUAAUAGUAAUGGGAAAGCGGCCUAUUGA